Molecule: messenger RNA, 1638 nt
Organism: Syngnathus typhle (broad-nosed pipefish)
Lineage: Eukaryota; Metazoa; Chordata; Actinopteri; Syngnathiformes; Syngnathidae
Gene: creg2
Product: cellular repressor of E1A-stimulated genes 2
Exons: 4
Coding region: 71-898 (275 amino acids)
Source: RefSeq, a predicted model, not a curated record
GGGCAGAUAAUGCUUAUGGAACUAUUGGAUAAACGACUUCUAGUGAAGGCAGCCAUUGCUCCUAAAACUCAUGAGGCCCACUUUUUACUUAACCCUGCCAGUGUUGGCCAACAUUCUGACCGGGUGUGCAGCCUACACUUUGAGGAGCUCCGUCUCCUGGGCAGUCUCCUCCAACCACGUAGAGGCCGACCUGUCGGAAGAAGUCGCCCCGUCUCUGCUGGUGGACGGCGGCGGGCUGUGGAAGCAGGCGUAUCCGGCAGGCAUAGAUGAGACUCCCGGGGAGAAAGUGGAGCCAGAGGGCGACUCCAGUGCGGGGGCGCAGAGCCCCGCUCGCCUUUUUUCCUAUCGGACGGAGAAGGUGCAGGUGGGGAGGGGUGGUCCUCCACCGCACCAGGAAACGGCGAGAACGGCCAGAUACAUCGCUCACAGCAGCGACUGGGGUUCCCUGGCCACCAUUUCUAGCCAAGACAAGAUCAAAGGUCUUCCUUUUGGGAACAUUUUCUCCGUCAGUGAUGGACCACCGGACAACAGCACAGGCGUCAUCUAUUUUUACAUGACACCUAUGGACAACACAGUAACCGACCUGAAAAGAAACCCUUAUGCUUCCAUCACUUUCUCAGAGGCUGAGAGUGAUUUCUGCAGACAAAUGAUCUACGAGGCAGAGGACCCCAGAUGUGCUCGACUCACGCUUACAGGCAAGAUGGUGGAGGUGGCCCCAGAGGAGCUGGCCUUUGCCAAGGAGGCCAUGUUCUCCAGGCAUCCGGUGAUGGCAAAGUGGCCCGUGGGACACAAGUGGUUCUUCAUGAAGCUGGAGCUGAUCCAAGUGUGGCUGCAGGACUGGAUAGGAGGCACGUUGCUCAUUCCUCUAGAAGAAUACUUUAAAGCUUCCCCUUUUUAAGAUUCGACGCAUUAUGAAUUCUCAUCUAAGGUACACGAAUCCAAGUCUGUCAAAUUUUCAAUUUAUUGUGCUAUGGUGAAGGUCGCCAGAAUGUAAAAUGGAAGUACAAGUAGGAAGGGAUGCUGGAACCAGAAAGGAUACAAAAUAAUAUAUGUAUCCAAAUCAUGUUACAGGAAUGCAUCAUUAUUUUUAAUAGUCGCUCUGCGUUGGAUUUUGUAUUAAAAUCAUUACAAAUGAAGGAGUCCGAAUACGCUCGUAAAUGUAAAAUGUCGAUGUUGCAACCUGCAGCAUAUUUUUUCGACACCAUCAUUUGACGCAAUUUUCAACAUCCGCAAAAUAUUAUACGCCUCAAUACAAGCUAAGAAAUGUGAAUUUAUUAGCUUUGGGUGGAUUUGAGAGUGACUGCUUCACCUGGAACAAUUGGAGAAUGUAACCUAUGCGCGAAAUAAAAACACAAUGUAAUUCUUUCAUUAUCGCAAGACUCCAAAAAUAAACCUCAUAUAGCACAACCCAGCGAUACUUUGCUUCCCCCAUUGGAAAUAAUGGAGAUAUACAGUAUACAUAAUAAGUCCAAAUGAAACUUUGGGCGCCCUCAUUCGAAAGGAAACCGCAACCAAAUUUGCACAAUAGCGUUCGGCUGGUUUUGUAGUACAUCAAAUGGUCACUGUGUGGCGCCACAGGACACUAGUCCCUGUCACGCGUCGCUUGUUGGAAAAUAAAGGUUGCGCUUGGUCACACAA